Molecule: messenger RNA, 967 nt
Organism: Wyeomyia smithii (pitcher-plant mosquito)
Lineage: Eukaryota; Metazoa; Arthropoda; Insecta; Diptera; Culicidae
Product: cuticle protein 16.5-like
Exons: 2
Coding region: 139-831 (230 amino acids)
Source: RefSeq, a predicted model, not a curated record
AGGCGACUGCUCUCGGGUCUGUUCUAUUUCAGUGAUAUAAAAGGUGGAGUCGGGUCGUUGAUUCGGUACAGUCAAACCGUAAAGCUUCAAUCAAUCACCAACUGCUCAACACAGACCUCUGUGAAACAAUCAUCCAAAAUGUUCAAAUUGGUGGUGUUGUCUGCUCUCCUUGCCGUCGCCGUUGCCGCUCCCAGUGAGACCGUCCAUGCCCCGGCCCCGCUUGCGUACACAUCUGUGGUUCAUCAACCCACCGUCUAUGCUCAGAAGGAAAUUCACUACCAGAAGAACAUCAUCGAAGAGCCAACCGUUGCCCACGUAGGAACCGUCUUGAAGCAUGUUCCAACUGGAGUUACCCACACCAGCUCGGCGGUGGUACAUCACGAUGCCAAGAUCUCUGAACCAAUCUAUGCUCCGACCGUGAAGAAGACCGUCGUGGAGACCCCGAUUGAGAAGACCACAUACCAUCAGACUUACGCUGCCGCUCCAGCUAUCACCUAUGCUGCUGCCCCGGCCGUGACUUAUGCUAAAGCUGCUUACGUCGAAGCUGCCCCAGCUCUGGCUCACAACUACGCUGCCGCUCCGGCUUACAGCUACGCUGCCGCUCCGGCUUACAGCAACGCUGCCGCUCCGGCUUACAGCUACGCUGCCGCUCCGGCUUACAGCUACGCUGCCGCUCCGGCUUACAGCUACGCUGCCGCUCCGGCUUACAGCUACGCUGCCGCUCCGGCUUACAGCUACGCUGCCGCCCCUGCUCUGAACUACGCCGCGGCGCCAGUUGCCUACUCCGGUAGCUAUUAUGGCGGAGUUCCUGCUGUGUACGCCAAGCACUAAAAGACUAUGACGACAAAAAAAAAGCAAUGAAAAUGACUGUAGGGAUCCUUUUCCUUUUGUUCACGCUUUGAUUGUUUCUUGUGAAAAAUGAGGAAGAUGAUGAAUGUAUUCGAAUAAAUUAUUUGAUUCAAAAGAA